AUGGAAACGCCUUGGUCCCUGGACUUCUGUCUAGUUUGCGAUAGGCAGACGCUGGGAGGUGCAUACUGCUCCCAGGCCUGUCGACUAGCAGAGAUGGAUGGCACUGCUGCCGCCGCCGCCGCCUCCGAUUCAGAACCCUCUUCUUCAGCCACGAGUACAAUAACGACAACCCUCCGAAAUCCAUGGACUUCACAGAAUACUGAAACGGGAGCAGCUCUACUCCAUUUUGGUUCCACCAUUGAUUUCGGGGGAUUCAAAUUUCCCGGGUCCUCAGCAGCAAACUAUCAAAUACCGUCCUCAACCGCAUUAGAAUUUCAAGCUGCGUCCCGGCCGGGCCUCACUCCAUCGUCCUCUCAAACUUCCCUCUCCUCGCUUCAGAGCGUCUCCUCUACGACCUCCACUCGCCUCUCUGGCCAAGCAAAAAGUGAGCUGGAAGCAUACUUUGGCAGCUUCGACAAGGUCCGUGAUUGGAAACGACGACGAACUUCGUCGUGA
This is a messenger RNA of Paracoccidioides lutzii Pb01, 495 nucleotides long. RefSeq lists its product as hypothetical. The transcript has a single exon. The record is from RefSeq and is a predicted model, not a curated record. Bases 1 to 495 code for a protein of 164 amino acids.